Molecule: messenger RNA, 1165 nt
Organism: Polyodon spathula (Mississippi paddlefish)
Lineage: Eukaryota; Metazoa; Chordata; Actinopteri; Acipenseriformes; Polyodontidae
Gene: scn2b
Product: sodium channel, voltage-gated, type II, beta
Exons: 4
Coding region: 440-1096 (218 amino acids)
Cellular component (GO): membrane
Source: RefSeq, a predicted model, not a curated record
UCACUCCCUCUCCUCUCUCUGUCAAAUUCAAAUUAAAAUAUUCUUUAUUGAUAUGACUAUAUUACAAGUAAAAUAUUGCCAAAUAAAUUUAUAAUACAACAAAUAAACAUUACUAAACAUUACACAUCUCUGAGCAGAACAGAACAGCUCCCCCCUCACUUCCUCUCCACUGACAGUAUCACAGCUCAUGUGUUGCUGCAGGGUCUCUACACACUGUCUCUUAGGCUGUAGCAGGCAGAUACAUAUUUGGCUGCUAGAUUUGCAGUCCGCUCCUCCUCUCCCAGCAGGAUGGGGACUUUAAUGCUGUCCAAGCAGAGUUUAAAUUAUGGUGUUUGGCUCUCAAAUUUAGGAAUAUGUUUCCCCCGUAUUUCUAUGUGUUUGGGGCAGGAUAACAGGAAGUGCGUCUCUGUUCCCCCCCCCCCCCCCCCCCCAGUUCACAAUGACGACACAGCCGUUCCUCUCUGGUAACGCAGGGUUUUUUAUAGCUGCCCUUUUCGCUGGCCAGGCUGGGGUCGCUGAGUCUGUACCUUCUCCCCCUGCCUCUUCGAUGGAGGUGAUGGUCACUCACAACAUCAACGCUCUCAACGGCACCACCGUCAGACUGGCCUGCAACUUCAUCUCCUGCUAUAGAGUCGACAAGAGCAAGUUCAGCAUGAACUGGACCUACCAAGAGUGCUUCAACUGCACAGAGGAGCUGUUCCUCCUCUACAAGCACAAAGACAUUAACCUGUGGCACCCUCGCUUCGGGGGCCGGGUGGUGUUCACGGGGAACCCCGAUAAGAACGACGUGUCGGUGACGAUCAGCGAGGUGCAGCUCUCCGACGAGGGCGUGUACCACUGUUACGUGAAGAACCCUCCCGACCGACAGCUGGGGCACGGGGUCAUCAACUUCAACGUCAUCACCGAAGUGCCCCCGGAGCGAGACUCCACCGUCGCGGUGAUCAUCGGCGCCUCGGUGGGGGGGCUGCUGGCCCUGCUGAUCCUGGCCAUGGUCGUGGUGAAGUGUCUGCGGAGGCGCAAGAAGCAGGAGCUGGAACUGGAGGAGGAGGGAAAGAACGAGGGAGGAGAGGGGGGAGCGGAGGAGAGCAGCAAAUGAGCUCCACACACACACUGACACACACACACUGACACACACACACACACACACACACACACACAACACACA